AUGAGUAGUGGUAGUUAUUCUGCUACUGGCGGCAAUGUUGGUGAGAACAACACCAAUUCGGGAAUACGUAAUUUCAAACAAGCAAUUAAAAUCCCCAAAGCUACAUAUCAAUACCUUGAGUUUCUUCAACCAGAUACAAGACUUUUUAAUAAAGUUUUAGUACCUGUUCCAUCGGGUGAUGAAACAUUACAAGCAUUAAGAGUGGUAGCGUCAACAAUUGUUAUAGCACUUCAUUCAGUUGGUAAUAAGUUAGAAUUGAUUGAAAUAAAUCCACCACUUAAAUUACAACGUUUACGUCAAGCUAAUUUACCUAAAGCAUAUCAACCUACAAUUGAUUUACACUCACUUGGAUCUGGUUUACGUGCAAUGGGUCGACGACGAGAAUCACAAAUUAGUCAACAUAGCAGGCGUCGAAUGUCUAGAACACAUUCAAUUCACGAUUCCGUGCCAAAUAUUCAUAGUAUAAAAACAAUUCAGUCAACUACUAUUCAUACAGAUGAUGAUAACAAUCAAUUAGCAUCAUUUUCAAAGCUUAACGGAAAUUUAAUUAAACAAAGAUUAAAACAAAUUAAGCUUCCAAAAAUAUCAUUUAAUUUUGGUCGAAAUAUGCGAUCAACAGUUGAACAGAGUGGAAAUGAGGAACCAACAAUUUUGGAAAAAGUCAACAAUACCGAACAAGUUAAAGAUGAAUCGAAAUCGGAAACUAUAGAUUGUAGAGGUUUCUGUUCACCUAAACUCAAGUUAAAACAUAAAAAUAAAAAUCAUAUACACACUAAAAAUGAUGAUCAUAAUGAUGAUGAAGACAACAACGAUGUCGACGUAGAUGAUGAUGAUGAUGAUGGUGAAAGAGACGAAGAGACUGAAGAUACUGAUAAUAGUCAUUGUACAGGAGAUGAAACUGACAUUGAUCUGACUGAUGACGAUUCAUUAUCCGAAGAUAAUCAUCAUCAAUCAAAGAAUAGACUUAUAACAACUUAUCAAUUGUCAACAGAAUUUCCUAAAUUUAGACGAUCAACAUAUCAUAGUGUCGAUGAAUCAUAUACACAUAAAAAUCAUAUUGUACCAAUAGCACUGCAUCAAUCAUUAUUCUCAACAUCAAUAGCACAGUGGAGAAAAUAUUCACAUUCAGAAUCGGAUUUACUUAAAAAAUUUCCAGUAUUCACAUUAUCAUCAACAUCUUCAUCUUACAAUAAUUAUUCACCAGGCAGUCAUUGUCAACAAAAUCGACAAUAUAAAUCACGAAAAAAACUAAUGCGAGAAUCAUAUCAAGCUAUAAAUAAAUCUAAACUUUCAUUAGAAUUAAAUCGAACUAUUGGAGAUAAUAAAAAUGAAUCAACAAUAAUUACACAAGAAGUACCUCAAGUUUAUGUUGAUGGAAUGAAUCCAAUCGGAAAUGAAAAACAAAUCAAUCUAGAAUUGGCUACUGCUACUACUACUACUUUAGAACAAUUAUUAUAUGGAAAUAAUAGUAAUAAUAGUAGUUAUAUUGGAAAUAUUAAUGAUGGUAUUGAUCAUAUUCAACAAUAUGACAACACGAAUACAAUUGAUCACACAAUACCAUUCAAUUACAUGAAUAAUAAUAAUAAUAUUUUCUAUGAAAGAAUACAACAAUUAUUAAAAGUUUAUACACAAACAAAUAUGAUGAAGUGUAUAUUAUUCUCUAGUGAAUAUAAUAAUAGCUGUAAUGGUAAUACUAAUCAUAACAUCAACGAUAACAUUCUUCCUUCUUCCUGCAACAUGACACUUUCAUCUAUUAAUCAUCAAUCAAUUGGAUAUAAAGAUAAUGAUUUAUAUGAAUUGUUAAAACAUAUCUAUUUACCAGAGAUUAAUUUAAUUAAAAGUUCAAAAUUAACAGCAAAAUUAAAACGUAAACAAAUUUGUUCAUUGAUUUAUUUGAAUAGCAUACGUCGUGAACUAGGCCUAUCAUCAAAGAAUAAUAAUAAUAAUAAUAAGGAUGAAAACGAAAAACUCCAAACAAAAAUGACCUAUUCAUCAUUUAUUCUAUUUUAA
Molecule: messenger RNA, 2010 nt
Organism: Schistosoma turkestanicum
Lineage: Eukaryota; Metazoa; Platyhelminthes; Trematoda; Strigeidida; Schistosomatidae
Source: the annotation of a GenBank genome assembly